AUGGCUAUGGGAAAAUAUUCUCGUGUUGAUGGGAGGAAGUCAUCCAACUACUGUUCUAUAGUCACCGUGGUUGUGUUUGUUGCGUUGUCUUUAGUUGGGGCUUGGAUGUUUAUGUCAUCAUCUGUGCCAGUUCAAAAUUCAGACUCACCGUCCCAAGAGAUUGUGAAUGACUUGAAACGAGUGGCCAGUGAAAAUAAUUCUAAGCAAUUUGAAGACAGUCCUGGUGAUUUACCGGAGGAUGCAACAAAAGGAGACAGCAACAGUACUGUUGAUUCUCAAAGUGAUAGCCAAUCUGAUGUCCACGAUGACCAAAAUGUGACUGAAAAAGAGAGUGAAAGUACUGUUGAGGAUAACAACGAUGAGAAGACUGAGUCUAAGAAUAUGGUUGAAGAAAAUCAUGAGAAGACUGAAUCUCAAGAGGAACAAAAGACGGAGACUGAAAAUAAUGAGGAUGGAAAAACAGAGGAUAGAGAGUCAAAUUCAGAAGCUAGAGAGAUGCAAGCUCAAGGUUAUGAAACAAAUAAAAGUGAGCAAACGGAAUCAGAGGAGAGCUCAGGGGAGAAUGCAAACGAAAAUAACCAGGAAGGUGCUACUGAGAAUAACGUGGAUACUCAAGAGAAUGAUCAAACUUCCAUUGAUAUUUUACCUGCCGGUGCACAGUCAGAACUUUUAAAUGAAACUGAUACUCAAAAGGGGGCUUGGUCAACUCAAGCAGUGGAGUCCCAAAAUGAAAAGAUAUCACAAAAAUCUUCAAUAUCUAAGGAUCAAUAUGGUCAUGAAUGGAAACUUUGUAAUGUCACUGCUGGACCAGACUAUGUUCCUUGCCUUGAUAAUUGGUAUGUUAUAAGAAGGCUCCCAAGCACAAAGCACUAUGAACAUCGAGAGAGGCACUGCCCUCAAGAAGCUCCGACUUGUCUGGUAUCCGUACCUGAAGGAUAUAAACGCUCAAUUAAGUGGCCUAAAAGCAGGGAGAAGAUCUGGUACUAUAAUGUUCCCCACACCAAACUUGCUAAGAUUAAGGGACAUCAAAAUUGGGUUAAAGUUUCUGGUGAAUAUCUUACUUUUCCAGGUGGAGGAACUCAGUUCAAGCAUGGUGCGCUUCAUUAUAUAGAUUUCAUCCAGGAUUCUCAUCCUGAUAUUGCAUGGGGAAAAAGAACCAGAGUGAUAUUGGAUGUUGGGUGUGGGGUGGCGAGUUUUGGAGGUUAUCUUUUUGAAAGAGAUGUUCUUGCAAUGUCAUUUGCUCCCAAGGAUGAACAUGAAGCCCAGGUUCAAUUUGCACUUGAAAGGGGUAUCCCUGCAAUGUUGGCUGUUAUGGGCACCAAGAGAUUACCCUUCCCUAGUUCUGUUUUUGAUGUUGUUCACUGCGCACGCUGUAGGGUUCCUUGGCAUAUUGAAGGUGGUAAACUUCUUUUGGAGCUGAAUCGAGUUUUGCGACCUGGUGGUUACUUUAUCUGGUCUGCCACCCCAGUUUAUCGAAAGGUUCCAGAAGAUGUGGGCAUUUGGAAAGCUAUGUCCAAACUAACAAAGUCAAUGUGCUGGGAUCUAGUGGUGAUUAAGGAGGACACACUAGAUGGUGUUAGUGCUGCAAUAUAUAGAAAGCCAACUUCCAAUAACUGUUACAGUAACAGACCCCAAAAUGAGCCUCCACUUUGCAAAGAAUCGGAUGAUCCAAAUGCAGCAUGGAAUGUCCCACUUGAGGCAUGCAUGCAUAAAGUUCCCGAAGAGGCAUCAGUGCGUGGGUCUCGUUGGCCUGAGCAAUGGCCACAAAGGCUGGAGAAACCACCAUACUGGUUGAAUUCUCAGGUUGGAGUUUAUGGUAAAGCUGCACUGGAGGAUUUUGUUGCUGACUAUAACCAUUGGAAAAAUGUUGUCUCCCAAUCUUAUUUGAAUGGGAUGGGAAUCAACUGGUCUUCUGUGAGAAAUAUCAUGGACAUGAGAGCUGUAUAUGGAGGGUUCGCUGCAGCACUGAAAGACUUGAAAGUGUGGGUUAUGAAUGUAGUCCCAAUCGACUCUGCAGACACACUUCCAAUAAUUUACGAGCGUGGUUUAUUUGGAAUGUAUCAUGAUUGGUGUGAAUCAUUCAAUACCUAUCCUAGAACUUACGAUCUUCUCCAUGCUGAUCAUCUCUUCUCCAGUCUCAAAAAGAGGUGCAACUUAGUAGCAGUAAUAGCAGAAGUUGAUAGGAUCCUGAGGCCAGAAGGAAACCUGAUUGUGCGGGACAAAGUUGAAAUCAUUGGUGAGAUUGAGAGCCUGGCCAAAUCUCUGAAAUGGAAAAUCCAGAUGAUCUACUCAAAAGACAGCGAGGGACUGCUUUGUGUUCGCAAGACAAUGUGGCGUCCUACAGAAUCGGAAGCAAUAAUGUCAGCCAUUAUAUAA
This is a messenger RNA of Dovyalis caffra, 2376 nucleotides long. The record is from the annotation of a GenBank genome assembly. NCBI's taxonomy places the organism in Eukaryota, Viridiplantae, Streptophyta, Magnoliopsida, Malpighiales, Salicaceae.